GGAGCUCCCGCACGCGCGCCCGUUGCGUUGCUUCUCUCCGUCUUCCCGAUUCCCUCCCCAGUCUCGGCUGUGGACUCUCCUCGACUCUCCACACACACCACGCCGUGCGCGCGCGGCGCGGCGGUAUGGCUUGCGCGGCCGCUCCCAGCCCCCUCCCCGCUCGCCGCAGCGGCACGGCGGCCCGCGUGGUCUUCGCCGUGGGGCCCCACCCGCCGCGAUUCUACGGGCGUUUUAAACCCUCCACGGCCACGGGAGGCGCGCCACGCUCCAGCCUGCGCGUCGUGGCCUCGAGCUCCAAGGCGGACCCAGUAGAGGAGAGACCCGCAGUCGCGCCGCUCCCGGACGUAGCAGUCUCGGCCGACGCGUCCUCGCCGGUGGUGCCUCAGCCCCAAGUAAGCACCGGCACAUGGAAAUGGAAGGGCUACAACAUUCGCUACCAGUACGCUGGAACAUCAGGCCCUGCAUUGGUUCUGAUUCAUGGGUUUGGGGCAAACAGUGACCAUUGGCGGAAAAAUAUUCCUGUUCUAGCCGUCGCACACAGGGUAUAUGCGAUAGAUCUAAUUGGUUAUGGCUACUCCGAUAAGCCUAAUCCGCGUGAGGUAGGGGAGAACUUUUAUACUUUUGAGACAUGGGGAGAACAGCUGAAUACAUUUUGUGCGGAAGUGGUUCAGAGUGAAGCUUUCUUCAUAUGCAAUUCAAUUGGAGGGGUUGUUGGUCUGCAGGCAGCCGUUAUGGAACCUAAAAAAUGUAAGGGAAUUGUUUUAUUGGAUAUUUCACUAAGGAUGCUUCACAUCACAAAGCAGCCAUGGUUUGGAAAGCCUUUCAUCAAAUCUUUUCAAAGUCUCCUAAGGAACACUAUUGUUGGGAAGCUAUUUUUUAAUGCUGUUGCUACACCAGAAUCUGUGAAAAAUAUUCUUUGCCAGUGUUAUCAUGACACAUCUGCAGUGACAGAUGAGCUAGUUCAGAUUAUUCUACAGCCUGGUCUUGAUCCUGGAGCAGUGGAUGUAUUCCUUGAGUUCAUCUGCUACUCUGGAGGACCUCUACCUGAAGAGUUGCUUCCAUUGGUUAAGUGUCCAGUUUUGGUAGCAUGGGGGGAGAAGGACCCAUGGGAGCCUGUUGAGCUUGGAAGAGCUUAUGCAUCUUUUGAUACAGUUGAAGAUUUUGUUGUUUUGCCAGAUGUUGGACACUGCCCUCAGGAUGAAGCACCUGACCUUGUAAAUCCGCUUGUCGAAUCAUUUGUCCAGCGCCAUACUUAGCACAUGGGUGAGCAUCUUUCUAUGUUUAUUAAUGCCCUUUCCCAGUAGGGCCUCAAUUUGCUGGAACAUGGGAAUGCACGGCUAUGUUAUUAACAAAUGAGUCCUGUUAUAGGCUAUGGACUAAGUUUUGCCCUCCUGAUCUGCAGUACUUUCAUCUGAGAGCCAAGGGCAAACAUCAUUUGAUUGGAUUAUAAUUCAAAUAUAAGAAAUCAUGAAGAAAUAUCUGAUUUUAUUACAGAAGAACCUGUCUUCUCAGAGCAGAGAGGUUAGUACCAGGAGCAUAGUGGUUCUUUCUAGUUGAAGUUCCUACAUGUAUAUUUGUCCUUUGUUUCCUUAUAGAAUUCUUAUACAGAGAUAACAUUUAAUUUGGACACUUGACACUGGAAGCAUCUAUUUCAGUUAUACAUCACGAAAGAGUAAAGAGAAACAAAAAUCGAAUACAGUUGUUCCUAUUUUUUUGGUAACAUAAAAGCUCCCCCAUGUAUUCUUGGUUUUGAUAUUGACAAUAUAAACGCAUUGUCAUGAAUUUUCCUUU
Messenger RNA from Sorghum bicolor (sorghum), 1791 nucleotides. RefSeq lists its product as uncharacterized. The transcript is spliced from 9 exons. The coding region runs from base 126 to 1256 and encodes 376 amino acids. The record is from RefSeq and is a predicted model, not a curated record. Gene Ontology annotation, molecular function: catalytic activity. Lineage: Eukaryota; Viridiplantae; Streptophyta; Magnoliopsida; Poales; Poaceae.